Sorghum bicolor (sorghum) is the source of this 2748-nucleotide messenger RNA. Its product is annotated as inactive leucine-rich repeat receptor-like serine/threonine-protein kinase At1g60630. The transcript has 3 exons. Gene Ontology annotation, biological process: protein phosphorylation. Gene Ontology annotation, molecular function: protein kinase activity; protein binding; ATP binding. The record is from RefSeq and is a predicted model, not a curated record. NCBI's taxonomy places the organism in Eukaryota, Viridiplantae, Streptophyta, Magnoliopsida, Poales, Poaceae. The annotation marks the transcript as partial.
GCUGCAGCUGCAAUCUGCAGACGACGCCGAUCACUGAGAUGCAGCUGCAAUCCGCGAUCAGCAGCCCGUGAGCGUGAGCAGCAUCCACUUCCUUUUCCUUUUCCCCUCCCUCCAACCAUCGGCUCGCGGUUUGCCGUUGCCGUUGCCGGCCUCGUUCGCCUUUCCUUCUUUUCUAGCUCCGGACCUCCUUCCCUGGCCUCCACACAGAGAGAGAGAGAGAGAGAGAGAGAGAGAGAGAGCAAUCCAAGUCCAAGGCCUUGGCAAUCUGGCAAUGCCGCCGCCCGCCCAUUGGCUUCGCUAAAACCUAAACCCCCACCCAGUCCAGUCGAAUCCAGCCAGCGACCCUCACCCACCAUGCCUCGCCGCCCAGCACCAGGUCCAGGAGCCGCCUGGCCGUGCUUCCUCCUGCUCCACAUUGUCGCCCACCUCCACCUCGCCGCCAUUGCCAAUGCCGCCGACGCCGACGCCCUGCUCACCCUCAAGUCCUCCCUCGACCGCUCCGACCGCCUCCCGUGGCGCCCCGACACGGCGCCCUCCUUCUGCGCCUCCUGGCCCGGCGUGCGCCAGUGCGCACCCGCCGGCCGCGUCACCAAGCUCGUUCUCGAGGGCCUCAACCUCACGGGCUCCCUCACCGCCGCGCUCCUCGCCCCGCUCGCCGAGCUGCGGGUCCUCAGCCUUAAGUCCAACGCCCUCACGGGCCCCAUCCCGGACGCCCUCCCGCGCGCGCUCCCAAACCUCAAGCUCCUCUACCUCGCCGACAACCGCCUCCAGGGCCGCGUCCCCGCAACGCUCGCCCUGCUCCAUCGCGCCACCGUCAUCGUCCUCUCCGGAAACCGACUCACGGGCCAGAUCCCGCCCUCCCUCGCCGCCCUGCCCCGCCUCACCUCGCUGCUCCUCGACCGCAAUCUGCUCACCGGCGCCGUCCCGUCCUUGGGGCAGCCCACGCUCAGGGCGCUCAACGUCUCCGCCAACCGCCUCUCGGGGGAGAUCCCCCGCGCGCUCGCCGCUAGGUUCAACGCCUCGUCCUUCCUCCCCAAUGCCGGCCUCUGUGGCGCUCCGCUCGCCGUCCGCUGCGUCCCCGGUGCCGACGGGCCCAGCCCUGCGCCGCUUACCGCGGCCACGGCGGCGUUCGCGCCCCUGCCCCCGCCCCGGACCAAGACUCGCCGCGGCAAGAACGCCGCCGUCGUGGCCGGAGCCACCGUGGCAGGGGUGGUGGUGCUGGCCAUCCUCGUGGCGGCGGCGCUCAUGGCGUCGCGGCGCGGGAGGAACAAGCGCGUCGCCGGCGACGUGGACAAGGGCGGCGGCGGUAUAGUGGCGGCGGAGGAGGAGGAGCACCAGGCACAGCAGCAUCAUAAUCAUGCAUCCUCCGCGGCAACGGCGGCGGCGACGACAGCCGGGGCGGCCGUGGGCGUCGGCGGGCGGGAGUUCUCGUGGGAGCGCGAGGGAAUCGGCAAGCUGGUGUUCUGCGGCGGCGUGGCGGAGAUGUACAGCCUGGAGGAGCUGCUGCGCGCGUCGGCCGAGACGCUGGGGCGCGGCGAGGUGGGCAGCACGUACAAGGCGGUCAUGGAGACAGGGUUCAUCGUGACGGUGAAGCGGAUGCGCGACCCGUCGGCGGGUGGGGUGGGCGCGGCCGAGUUCGGGCGGCGCGCAGAGGAGCUGGGGCGGGUGCGGCACCCAAACGCGGUGGCGCUGCGGGCCUACUUCCAGGCUAAGGAGGAGCGGCUGCUGGUGUACGACUACUUCCCAAACGGAAGCCUCUUCUCCCUCGUGCACGGGUCGCGGCCGCCCAGCAAGGGCAAGCCACUGCACUGGACAUCGUGCAUGAAGAUCGCAGAGGAUGUUGCAGCGGGGCUGGUGCACCUCCACCAGUCGAGCAUCGUGCACGGCAACCUGAAGCCCUCCAACGUCCUCCUAGGCCCCGAUUUCGAGUCGUGUCUCACCGACUACGGCCUGGUGCCGACACUGCUACCCUCCAAUGCCGAGCUCCACUCCUCGUCCUCGAGCUCCCUGUUCUACCGCGCCCCAGAGGUACGUGGCGCCCACGCCACGUCCUCCACGCCUGCAACAGACGUGUACAGCUUCGGGGUGCUCCUACUGGAGCUCCUGACGGGCCGGACACCGUUCCAGGACCUCAUGGAGCUGCAUGGCGAUGACAUCCCCAGCUGGGUGCGUGCGGUGCGUGAGGAGGAGAGGGAGACGGAGUCCGGAGGGGAGUCUGUGUCUGCCGGUGGUGCCGAGGAGAAGCUCACGGCGCUGAUCAACAUUGCCGCGAUGUGCGUGGCUGCGGACCCGGCCAGGCGGCCCACCAUGGUGGAGCUGCUCCGGAUGGUGAGGGAGGCGAGGGCUGAGGCCAUGUCAUCGUCCAACAGCAGCGACCGGUCACCAGCUCGGUGGUCCGAUGCCAUGCUGGGCGUGCCGCGGGAUCAGGCUGCGGAGAGCUUCACGGACAGGGAAAGAGACUGACGAGCUCCGUCAUGCUUUCCCCUGUUACUGGAGUAUUAUUACUGUUAUGUUAUAGUAGGCUAGACUAGAAGAAGGCAUAGGCCAUAGGAUUGAGAGUUGUGGUUCCUUCCUUUGUGUAAGAUGAGAAUGAGAUGGAUUGGAUUGGUUUUGGUGUAAAAUCUUGUUUCCAUUUUCUUUUCAUCAGAGACUGAUGAGAUACCAAAGCAAAGCAAAGCAAGCAAGCUAAGAUUGCUUCCUGCAGGUCUGCAGCUCAAGCUGCAGCCGGUGUUUUAUGUUUAUCUUCCA